Acomys russatus (golden spiny mouse) is the source of this 607-nucleotide messenger RNA. RefSeq names its product ribonuclease A family member 12 (inactive) (gene Rnase12). NCBI's taxonomy places the organism in Eukaryota, Metazoa, Chordata, Mammalia, Rodentia, Muridae. The transcript has a single exon. The coding region runs from base 25 to 462 and encodes 145 amino acids. Gene Ontology annotation, molecular function: nucleic acid binding. The record is from RefSeq and is a predicted model, not a curated record.
GAUGUGAAGGGAAUUCUGCCCCUGAUGAUCCUCAUGGUGAUAGUUUUCCUGCUGCUUUUGUUCUGGGAAAACGAGUUCAGUGAGGACGUUGUGCUGACUUCCAUAGAGCACUUGCACGUGGACUAUCCUCAGGAUGAUGCUCCUCUGAGGUACUGCAACCAUAUGAUUCUGCAGAGAGUCAUCAGGGAACCUGACCACACGUGCAAAAAGACGCACGUCUUCAUCCACGAGAGGCCUCAGAAGAUCAACAGCAUUUGCACUUCCUCUAAGAAGAUGACUUGCCCAAACUAUUCUGAUAUUUUCUGCUUUCGGAGUGAGACAAGAUUCCGAAUGACAGUCUGUCAGCUCAUUGGUGGCACCACGUAUCCUGCCUGCAGGUACAAAGUCUCCCCUAUCGAGGGCUUCCUCUUUCUCACUUGUGAUGACUUAGGGCCGGUCAAUUUCCAGGGAUAUGUCCACUAACUUGCCACCAGCACUGAGCCUGCGGACUUUUCCUCUGUUCCCCUGAGUGCUCUGGUUAAAUUGAACUGUGGAUACGGUGUAAUGGCGUGAAGGAAGUGGGUAAGGUGAUUUUUCCUUCUGGUGUUGCUGAGAAGCAGUCAUUGAU